Molecule: messenger RNA, 565 nt
Organism: Anopheles bellator
Lineage: Eukaryota; Metazoa; Arthropoda; Insecta; Diptera; Culicidae
Product: probable salivary secreted peptide
Exons: 1
Coding region: 52-411 (119 amino acids)
Source: RefSeq, a predicted model, not a curated record
CGUUUCGCCGGACUCAAGAACGUUUCUGGAUCGAUACUAGAGCGUGCGAAAAUGAAAGUCGCCAUCGUGCUCACCGUUGUGGCCGUGCUCGGGUUCAGCUGUUUGGCAGUGGCCCAGAACCACAACUACUUCUUCGGGGCCCGAAAGCCGUACGAUACGCUCGUCAACACGACGACCUACAUCAGACCGGGUGGCUUCCUGCGAGUGAGGACCGACAACCUGGAGUACCCGCUGAAAGGGCAGCGGGGCCGUAACAUUACCGCGAUCUACGUGUACGAUCGGAUCGGUGGUGGCCGCGGAGGAUACGCCAACAUUGUGUGGGGUGGCAUUGGCAAGAACUACACGCGCGUCCACCUGAAGAGCCAGCGAGGACUCGGCAUGAACUUCCAGGUGGAAAUCUACGGCCUGUAGACCGGGACCGGGCGGUUGAGCAGGUUGGGCGGAAAACGAAAUAUACAUAAAAUGCAAGUGUUUGGAACUUGAAACGACCGGUAGUGUUUUGUUGUGUCCACUAAAAUGUCGUGAGAAAGAGACAUUGGCCCCCGGGUCGGGCCAGGCUAGAGAU